CGCACGGAUCUGUAUGCAAGUAGUACCGCUACUGCACAUGUGUAAACAAGGAGCUCGGCAACUUCCUAGAAGAUUUAACAUUAUUACAGCUAGUGUGCUGGUGGCAGUAGUCACUUGUCAUAGUUGACAGCAGAUUUAUAAACAGGGGAACAGGCUCAAGGCUUUCAACGCACAUUGAUACAAAGAUGGCGGCCCCUCAGGAUGACAGCGACGAUGGCAUGGACGAGUUCAUGGAGAAAUUCAAGACAACCACAUAUAAAAAUGCCUUUAGUAAAGACAACUGGGAAGAGGAGUUUGAUAAAAUACCUAUGUUCAUGAAAAAAGCCCCUGAAGAGAUUGACUCACAAUCAUACCCGGAACUAGCCUGUCUGCAGGCCAUGAUCCAUGAUGAAGAUGCCCCCCCAGAAGAGCAAGCAGCUAACCUGAAAGAUGAGGGCAAUGAGUUUUUCAAGGAAAAGAACUACAAGAAGGCCAUACUGUCCUACACAGCAGGUUUAAAUAAGAAGUGUGGAGACCAGAACAUCAACACGGUCCUCCUCACCAACAGGGCGGCAGCACACUUCCAUCUGGGUAACAUGCGCUCUGCAUUGAACGAUGCUGCAGCUGCAAAGAAGAUCAAACCAGACCACCUAAAAGCCUUGAUCAGAGGUGCUCAGAGUUGUAUAGAGCUGCGUAGCUUUGCAGAGGGCGUUCAGUGGUGUGAUGAGGGGCUCAAGAUCCAUCCCACUGACAAGAAGCUGCAGGAGCUGAGAGCUACAGCAGAUAAACACAAGAGAGCAGCAGAGAGAGAUGCCAGGAAGGCUAAGAUCAGAGAGAAAAAGCUGCAUGGUGAGAAAGAAGCUCUUCUGGCUGCUAUUACGGAUCGUGGCAUCAAGCUCUUCCAGACCAGCAAGCCUCGUCAUCGUGAGUCAGACGGCGAGGAAGAAAGCUCCUCGGCAGCGUUGUCUCAGCUGAGCCUGGACUGCCUCAGCUCUCAGGAGGCCACGGGAGCUCGGGUGUUCCUGGACGAGCAGCACAUUCUGCACUGGCCUGUUCUCUUCCUCUAUCCCGAACACCAGCAGACUGAUUUCAUCUCUGCUUUCUGCGAGAACGACUGUUUCGUUAAUCAUCUGGCGCUCAUGUUUGGAGAAGAACUCCCACCUUGGGACGCAGACAGAAAAUACCAUCCACAGAAUCUGCAGCUGUACUUUGAAGAUGAGGUCAAGGACACUCUCUACCAAGUGAAACCGGAGACUUUACUUUUAAAGGUGUUGCAGCAUAAAAGGUUUUUCGUCAAGGCAGGCUCUCCCAGCUUCAUCGUAGUGGUGAAGGGCUCGCCAUUCUGGGAGCAGUUUUCAACAGGAAAGAAAAUACGAGGAUUGUAAAAUCAUUGGACUUUAAAUCUUGGGACUUUUAAAAACACAACAUUUUCAGUAAACUGACUUCUCCCCGUGGAGAAAAGACAAAAUGGAACAUGUGUAGGUCUCUUGUGGUCCAAAGCAGGAAACCAUCAUCAAUACAAAACAAAUGAAAUCGCUUA
Molecule: messenger RNA, 1519 nt
Organism: Gymnodraco acuticeps
Lineage: Eukaryota; Metazoa; Chordata; Actinopteri; Perciformes; Bathydraconidae
Gene: ttc4
Product: tetratricopeptide repeat domain 4
Exons: 10
Coding region: 186-1364 (392 amino acids)
Molecular function (GO): Hsp90 protein binding
Source: RefSeq, a predicted model, not a curated record